AUGUAUGUAACAAGGUCUUUGUCUAUGUAUAGAAGAUCUCCUAGUACUUUGUCAAUACCACCACCAGAUGGUCCAUAUUCAGGUUAUUUAGUUAUCACAGAUGAGGAAGCAGAAGCUGAAGACGUGUGUUGUUGGCAUCUAUAUAGGCGUAAGAAAGUUAAGAAACUACCUUUUCCUCAGGACAAAAUCUUCUCAAUCACUCAUGCAUCUGAGUAUCAACAAACUUCAAGUGCCAAGGUUUGGUUUCUCCCUGUGCCUGAUCACCCUCUCUCUUCCAACCGCUACUAUGUCAUCAGAGCCAAAGGCAGACAUAAGGGGAAAGCAUACAAAUGCUCAAAAGAGGGGGACAUUGUUAGUUGCUGCUUCACUGACGUCUUGAACGACAAGAGGCCAAAGCCUUUCAAUCUGAAAGACUUGUACCAAAUUUUUAAGAUUCAUAGUCAUCAAAGUGGAGGCUUUUUUGCUAGGUCCAUUACUCCUGAUGGCAUUCCUCCCUCAUUCCUAAGGAAAAAGGGAUGGAGAGUUAGAAUAUCAGGUUCAUAUAGAUCUUGCAGGCUAGGUGAAGCUCUAGGUGUUGAUGCUCCUCUAAGGGAACAGCUUCCAGAUUUCAAUUUUCCCAUCGCUAGAAAACGUUCACCUCCUAUGACUGUAGGAAAAUGGUAUUGUCCCUUCAUAUUUGUGAGGGAAGGAACAAGAGUUAGACACCAAAUGAAGAAGUCAAUGUUUUAUAGCAUGACACUUGAGCAAAGGUGGGAAGAGGUUUACACUUGUGGCAAUGAUGAAAGUGAAGGGGAUGUUGUGAUUGUGAAUGUUUGUCUGGAAAGAGAGGUGGUUUUGGUGAAUGGCAUGGAAGCCACAAAGAACGGAAGAACUGAUGCUAAUGGUUUCUUUUGGUUUAGAGCAUACAAUCCAUAUAAUAGGAGAAGGGCUAAUGUGGGUUUAAGUUCAGCAAUUGUUGACCACAUGAGAUGGGUGCAAGAGGCUGGAGGAUGGGUUUAUGGGCAUGGAAGAGAAAGAAUGGUGAGAGUGAGAGAAGAGGCAAGAAGCCAGAGUGAAUGGCUCAGGUUUGGGUGUUAUGUGUUGGUGGAAAGCUUCUGUUUGAGGACACUAGAUGGAAGAUUAGUGUUGAGAUAUGACUUUAGGCACACACACAAGGUCAAAUGCAAAUGGGAGUAA
Molecule: messenger RNA, 1176 nt
Organism: Abrus precatorius (Indian licorice)
Lineage: Eukaryota; Viridiplantae; Streptophyta; Magnoliopsida; Fabales; Fabaceae
Exons: 2
Coding region: 1-1176 (391 amino acids)
Source: RefSeq, a predicted model, not a curated record